AUUCGAGGGGUUACGCCGAAGGUGGUGUCGCAGCGACGCGAUGAAGUCACAAAGAUGGCGGACGCUGACGGGAGCUCUUAAUUAUUCUGAAUGUGCUUAGCGUUUGGAAGCCACAAGCUUUCCCCCAGGGGAUUUCUACUCUUUAGGCGAGUUUGUCCCUUCUCUCCUGUCUUUCGACAGCACCGCGGAGUCAGCGUCGCGGGUUUAUUAUGUUACACCCAAAAGUUGCCGGCGCCAAGUCGGUUUCAAACGAGAACUUUAAAAACGAUUCGUUCUAAGAAAAGGAAGGAGCCGCGAGACCUCCUCCCUACAACUGCCGGGGAAAGCAAGUUGGAUCCGCAACCGACGCCCAACGGUCCCUCCCCUGACCGCGCCGCGACACCCCGAGUGCGCAAGCUGCUGUCAAACGGGCUGACGGGAGGCCCAGAAGAAAAAAAGGCGGGAGCCACCGAUCCCUGGCGUUGCAAAAUGGCGCGGGAGAAGGAGAUGCAGGAGUUCACCCGUAGCCUCUUCCGCGGCCGCCCGGACCUCAGCACGCUCACGCACUCCAUCGUGCGGCGGCGGUUUUUGGCCCACGCGGGCCGAGACCAUCUAGAACCCGAGGAGAAGCAGGCGCUGAAACGGCUUGUGGAGGACGAGCUGCUGAAGAUGCAGGUGGAUGAAGAGGGUGCCAGGGAAGAAGGGCUACACCGUGCCAAAAAGGCAAAGAGGCCUCCCACCACCCCCUGCAGGGACCCACGAAGAAAAAGGCCCCGUUUCAACUCAGAGUCAGAGCUCAGCUCUGCAGCCUCCAGUCCGGACUGCUCAAGCCCCCCAGCUGAGAAGGGGAUGGCAGCAGCAGGCAGUCUGAAGGAGAGCCCAAAGCGAGCCUCCAAGAAAGCCGUUGAGAGCAUUGAUGAGGAAGGACAGCAGAGGGACCUGACUGCAAAGACUGGAUUGGAGGAGGCAAUGGCAAAGAAUGGGGAGGAGAAGGAGGAGGGCUCUGCUAGAGCCAGUAAGGCCUGGAAGGAAGAGAGCAGUGAGGAGGAGGAGGAGGGAAAGGGCUCCAAAGGCAGCAUUAGGAGGAAACCUGUGACAAAGAACAAACAGGCCCCCGGCAGGACCUCGCCCAGUAGGGUGCAGUCCAUGGAGGUGAGUGAGGGCAGCGAGGAGGAACCUGUUCAGAGGACGGGAAGGAAAGGAGCUGAAAGCCACCAGGAAAGUGAAAAGGAGAGCGAGGAGGAGGAGAUGCUAGUCAAGAAGAAAGAGAGCAGAGAGGAAGAGGAGGCUUGUAAACCCAGAGCCCAGAGCAAUGGAAGGGAAAAGUCAGCUUGGAAGAAGAGGAACGCUAAGCAGAAAAGCAGAGCAGCGAGACUGCAGGGAGAUGGGGGGCACCAAGAGGGAGAGGAGGACACAGCAGCAGCAGGCAGUGGAGAGGACAGUGAGGGAGAUGAUGAGCCCUUAGGGCAGAGGAAGAGCAAGGACAGGACCCAGGGGGAAGCUGACAAAAGGCAGAGUGGAAGCAGCAAGUACCAGGAAGACAGCGGGAGGAGGCUGAAACCAACUACUAAAGGUACUGGAAAGACAGCCCAAGUGGAAAGUGAAAAGAUAGGCAGUGGUGAGGCUAGUGACUCGGAGAGGGAGGUGAGUGACAGUGAGGCAGGGGGGAGUCCCCAGGGGGAUAGGAAGAGCCGCUCAUCCAGGAAGAGCUCCAAGAAAAGCAGGACAUACAGCUCCUCCUCUUCUGCAGACAGCAGUCCAGAGCUCAGAGGCAGGAAGGCAGGGGGCUCUGAUCGCUGUGGUGAAGACCACCCUGCUGUAAGAAGGCUAAAGCGCUACAUUCGGGCCUGUGGCGCCCAUCGCAACUACAAGAAGCUGCUGGGCCCCUGCCGCUCACGCAAGGAGUGCCUGAGCAUCCUCCGGGCAGAGCUAGAAGCUCUGGGCAUGAAGGGUAACCCUUCUUUAGAGAAGUGUCGGACCCUGAAGCUGCAGCGUGAGGAGGCAGCUGAGGUAGCCUCCUUGGACAUGUCCAACAUCAUCAGUGGUUCAGGUCGACCACGCAGAUGCACAGCCUGGAACCCUUCAGAAGCAGCUGCCCCUGGGGAGCUGUACCGCCGGACCCUGGACUCAGAGGAAGAGUGGCCCCGCCGCCUGCCCCCCGACUGGUCACACAUGCGUGGCAUCAUCAGCAGUGACGGCGAGAGUAACUGACUUUCCCUCGCCCCGCCGCUCCCCACUCUGCCUGUACAGAGCAGCUUCCCCCUCCAAGACUGGCACCCCCCAGGAACACAGUUGUUGGGAUCCCCUACUUCUCAGUUUAAAAUGUUUACAAGGGUUUGUAUUUUAAGAUUCAAUAAAGGAGUGUUUGACUCAC
Molecule: messenger RNA, 2353 nt
Organism: Hipposideros armiger (great roundleaf bat)
Lineage: Eukaryota; Metazoa; Chordata; Mammalia; Chiroptera; Hipposideridae
Gene: HIRIP3
Product: HIRA interacting protein 3
Exons: 7
Coding region: 91-2190 (699 amino acids)
Cellular component (GO): nucleus
Source: RefSeq, a predicted model, not a curated record